CAGAGAUGUCAAUAACCCCAUGCCCAACCGAGGAGGCAACGGAUUAGCUCCCGGGGAUGACAGAUUCAAACCUGUGGUACCAUGGCCUCACGUGGAAGGAGUAGAAGUGGAUUUAGAAUCCAUUCGAAGAAAAAACAAGGCUAAAAAUGCACAAGAACACCAUGCUGGCGGAGAUUCCCAAAAGGACAUAAUGCAGAGGCAGUAUCUCACGUUUAAGCCUCAGACCUUCACCUACCAUGACCCUGUGCUGCGCCCAGGGAUCCUCGGUAACUUUGAACCCAAAGAGCCAGAGCCUCAUGGAGCGGUUGGUGGCCCUGGAGAGAAUGCCAAGCCGUUGGUUUUGGGACCAGAAUUCAAGCCUGCUGUUCAAGCCAGCAUUAAAGAGUUUGGAUUUAACAUGGUGGCAAGUGACAUGAUCUCGCUGGACCGCAGCAUCAAUGAAUUACGUCAAGAAGAAUGCAAAUACUGGCAUUAUGAUGAAAACCUGCUGACGUCCAGCGUUGUCAUUGUCUUCCACAAUGAAGGAUGGUCCACCCUCAUGCGAACAGUUCACAGUGUAAUUAAAAGGACUCCAAGGAGAUAUUUAGCUGAAAUUGUAUUAAUUGAUGAUUUCAGUAAUAAAGAGCACUUAAAAGAAAAGCUAGAUGAUUACAUUAAGCCGUGGAAUGGCCUGGUGAAGGUAUUUCGGAAUGAGAGAAGAGAAGGUUUAAUUCAAGCACGAAGUAUUGGUGCUCAGAAGGCUAAACUUGGACAGGUUUUGAUAUACCUUGAUGCCCACUGUGAGGUGGCAGUUAACUGGUAUGCACCACUUGUAGCUCCCAUAUCUAAGGACAGAACCAUUUGCACUGUGCCGCUUAUAGAUGUCAUAAAUGGCAACACAUACGAAAUUGUACCCCAAGGGGGUGGUGAUGAAGAUGGGUAUGCCCGAGGAGCAUGGGACUGGAGUAUGCUCUGGAAACGGGUGCCUCUGAACGAGCAAGAGAAGAGAAUGAGAAAGACAAAAACUGAACCAUAUCGGUCCCCAGCUAUGGCUGGUGGAUUAUUUGCCAUCGAACGUGAGUUCUUCUUUGAAUUAGGUCUCUAUGAUCCAGGUCUGCAGAUAUGGGGUGGCGAAAACUUUGAGAUCUCAUACAAGAUUUGGCAGUGUGGUGGCAAAUUGCUGUUUGUCCCUUGUUCUCGUGUGGGACACAUCUACCGUCUUGAAGGCUGGCAGGGAAAUCCUCCCCCACUGUACGUGGGGUCUUCCCCAACUCUGAAGAAUUAUGUUAGAGUUGUAGAGGUUUGGUGGGAUGAAUACAAAGACUACUUCUAUGCCAGCCGUCCGGAAUCAAAGGCAUUACCAUACGGAGAUAUAUCUGAGCUGAAAAAGUUCCGAGAAGAUCACAACUGCAAGAGUUUUAAAUGGUUCAUGGAAGAAAUAGCUUAUGAUAUCACCUCACAUUACCCUCUGCCACCCAAAAAUGUGGACUGGGGAGAGAUCAGAGGUUUUGAAACUGCUUACUGCAUUGAUAGUAUGGGGAAAACAAACGGAGGCAUUGUUGAACUGGGCCCCUGCCACAGGAUGGGAGGUAACCAGCUUUUCCGAAUCAAUGAAGCUAAUCAGCUCAUGCAGUACGACCAAUGUUUGACAAAGGGCCCUGAUGGAUCAAAAGUUAUGAUUACACACUGUAAUCUAAAUGAGUUUAAGGAAUGGCAGUACUUUAAGACCCUGCACAAGUUUACGCACAUUCCUUCAGGCAAGUGCUUAGACCGCUCAGAGGUCCUCCAUCAAGUGUUUAUCUCCAAAUGUGACUCCAGUAAAGCAACGCAAACAUGGGAAAUGAACAACAUCCAUACUGUCUAGGAAGAAGAGAGAAAACAAUAACCUACCUACUGACACAUCAAUUUGUACAGGACUGAAACCGCCUGAAACCUGCUGCAACUGUUAUUAAUCCUGUGCAGAUCCACACCCCGAACCUCCUGAUCAGUUUGAAAGACAUUGAUAAACUGUGAUUUUACAAUAACAUUUAUCAUCUGCAGUUACUGUUUACAAAACUGCUUUUACCUUAAACUCUGUAGAUGUUUACAUCUUUUUUGUUCUGUCUUGUCUUAAGAUGAUAUUGGUAAUAUGUGCAUUUAGCUCUGUUUUAUUAAGACAGGGUUGAAAGCACUUGUCUUCUUUGGGAUUACACUCAGGGGUCUGAAAGGCAGUUUGUUUUGUUAUCUUUAAAAAAAAAUUUUUUUUAAUACACUUGAAAAAAGGUUGACAUAACCGAAUUUCAUCUAUUACUUGGUGAUUAUCAACCUGUCGUGUCUUUAUUUAAAUUGACAUCUUUUGAAGCACUGCCACAGGUUAUUAGCCAAGGUGGCCUUCCUUCACAGUCAUGCUGCUUUUUUGAAAGGUGAAUUUCCACACAUUUAGUGCCUCUUUCAUUUCUCGGUGUAUAUUUCAAGAGCCUUUGAUGAAAUCUAUGAGGUUGGUUACAAUGGACUUGUCGCCUGUAUGAGGAAUACUUUUACGACUUGGAAAUGAAUUUAUGUGCUACCAUUUACUCUAAAGUUGAAUGUUAUAUGAUAGCAUGGGCCAUUCGAAGGCUACUGGGUUUGGAGAAUGUGAGGCACUAACGCCCUCACCUCCUGGCAUUACCAAUGUCUCCCAUUGUUACCAAUGCCUCAGAUAGCCAAGGGUUAUUCCAGCAUUGAGAAAAAUUGUCCACUGACAUCUGGGAUUUCUUUUUCCUUAGUACCUGUCAUUUUAGAAAACUACACAUAAUUAUCAGCUUGAUGAAUUAUCAGUUUAAAGAAAACACCAUUGUAAACAUGUCUAAACUUCAUGCUGACCUAGUCAGAAUUUCCAAGCCCUUGUUAUAGCAAGUCUUAGAAAACCCCUGGCAUUUUACCCUAAGCAAUCUUUGAAGCCAAGAGUGAAUUAAUGUUUCAUUUAUAUCUUCAUCCAAAUGAAAUCCCCUGCAUGUUUUUCUUUUUAAAAUAUUUUUCAAGUAAAAAGAUAAGGUUAUCUACAAAUAGUGUUUGUUAACAAUAUGAAUCAUUUUCAGUUAGAUCGGGUGUUAAUUCCUAGUGUAUAAUUUGUCCUUUUUAGGAAGUGUGUUUUUAUUAGUAUUUUUCAGAGAAAAGAACUUAUUUGGACUUAAAAAUUUUGUCAAAACAUACCUACUCAAAGAGAACCAAAUAUUGAACAGUCAGUUAGAUUUAAUGUCUAUAUUGUCUUAUAUUAACCAAAAGAUUUAAAAUACAGAAUUUAUGAAUGUUGGGAGUAGGGGGAAGGUAAGGGGAAAUGGCGAGUAAAUUAAUCAUUUCUUAUCUUGUGAUAAUGAUACUACAAUGAAAUGAAUUCACAAACUACUGCCAGAGGAAAACAUUUUUAAUUAAAACCUGAAAAAAGAAAAGAAGAAAACUACACUUGUUUCAAAGAAUAGUCUACAAAUUUCUUUCGUCUAAGCUUAGUUUCUAAAUACAGAGAGUCAAGCCUAGGGGUAAGCACCCUAAACAACUGAAUUUUAUUUAUAAUUUUUGAAAUGCCAAUUUGUAUUUUGCUACUAAUCUGUGAUCAACCAUUUUAACUUUCAUUCAACUCUCUGGAUAUUUAAAAGGAAUACAUUUAUACACUUAUAGAAUUGCAAAAUAAAUCAACUAUAAAAAAGAAAUUAAGAGAAUUGGUAUGUUGAUUACUUGUGUGUUUGCAAAUACGUGUCAUUGUCCACGUUGAACAGGUCAUUAAACUUGCUAACUAUGCAGAGGCCUAGCUAAAAAAGGUGGCACAUUAACUAUGUGAAUUUUAAAUGGGCAUUUUGUGCAGUUCAUUAAAAGAAAAUCAUCUAUGGAAAGAAACCAGAAAACUUACCAAACACACAAAAAAAUAAGCGGCUGCCAUAAUGACUAUUUUCUACUGUAGGCUGCUUUGAAAAUAAUUCCCAUAUCCUUGCUUUGUAAGUUGAUAAUAUCACUAUGCAUUUCUUACAUUUUAUAAAUUUGAUUUAUGCAGAUUUUGAUACACUGUAUGUUUCUGUAGAAAUUGUAUAAUAUUCAAAUUUUAUUAGGGAUAAAUUUGAGAAGCUUAUGUAUAUCUUAAUUCUGGGUUGCUUGUUUUUUAGGUGAGAAACCAAAUAAAAUAUUGUAUUUUAAUCGAUGGGCUUUUUUCCAUAUUUGUAAUCAUUUCUAAAUCUAAACACUGAGCAUUUAAAGGGAUUUACUUGAUAUUGUUUAUAAGAUUUACUCACGUAGGUAAAAUAUUAUAAAUCAGAGUUUUAGGUUUUGUGUGGUUAUGUGUUUAGUUAGAAUUCUGAUACAUGUGCUCAAAGCUCAUUUAUCUGUGAAAAAGAAAUUUAAUAAACUUAUUUUUACUAA
Echinops telfairi (small Madagascar hedgehog) is the source of this 4344-nucleotide messenger RNA. It is a transcript of the gene GALNT7, whose product is annotated as polypeptide N-acetylgalactosaminyltransferase 7. Bases 20 to 1843 code for a protein of 607 amino acids. Lineage: Eukaryota; Metazoa; Chordata; Mammalia; Afrosoricida; Tenrecidae. The record is from RefSeq and is a predicted model, not a curated record. Gene Ontology annotation, cellular component: Golgi apparatus. The transcript is spliced from 11 exons.